CUAAAAACUAAAGGAUUGGUGAAGCGAUAAGGCGCUGCGGUGCUCUGCUAUAAAGAGAACGAACGCAUUGAAGUAGGGUUCACACAAGACAAGUUGUGUAAGCAACAACAUGCUCUCCUGCUUGACUUUGGUUGCCAUAUCUGUGGGGCUUGCUGAGGCCACCUUUUGUACGGUCAAAAGCGAAUGCGCGGCCAACGAAUGCUGCUAUAUCCGGCCGCAGUACCUCAUCAUGAGCAAACGGCAGAUGGUACUUCCUGGACAGCCAUUAUGGACACCCGAACCCGGCAUGUGCGAGACCUACAAGAACCCCGGCGACCCCUGCAGUGUCAUUUUGAACGGCCAUUGCGGCUGCUCUUCCGGUUACUCGUGCCAGUGGGUGCCCGAGCCGAGCACGACCGCGUCUGCGGGCCGACGCUCCAUGAUAUACCACCCCGGACCAGGCUCAUAUCAGUGUGUCGCCAACAACCCUUGAAUGCGCCGAUUACCAAAAUGUGCAUAUAGUAUUAAACGCGUUCAAUGAA
This is a messenger RNA of Dreissena polymorpha, 521 nucleotides long. RefSeq lists its product as uncharacterized. Lineage: Eukaryota; Metazoa; Mollusca; Bivalvia; Myida; Dreissenidae. The transcript has 3 exons. The coding region runs from base 110 to 472 and encodes 120 amino acids. The record is from RefSeq and is a predicted model, not a curated record.